CUAAGUGGAUAAAUCAUCAUCAUCGUAAUCAUUCACUACAUGUAUCUCUCUCCUCUUCAACCAAACUAAUCACUUGUUUGUCACUUUUCAUGUCAUUUUGGGUUAUUUAAGCCAAUACCCUUAUCAUCUGAAUCCACGGUUCCAAGAGCAAAUAUGGGUUUUGCUAAGAAAGAAUAUGACUUUCUGAAAGAGAUCGGAUUAAGUUCUGAGAAUCUGGGGUGUUUUGUGGAUGGCACGUGGAAGGCACAUGGGCCUGUGGUCUCUUCAGUGAAUCCUGUUAACAAUCAGACAAUUGCUACUGUUAUGGAGGCUUCAAUUGAUGAUUAUGAGGAAGGAAUGAGAGCCUGCAGUGAAGCAGCAAAGAUAUGGAUGACUGUUACUGCCCCAAAGAGAGGGGAGAUUGUUAGACAGAUAGGAGAAGCAUUGAGAGAGAAACUCUGCCAACUCGGUCGUCUUGUCUCACUUGAAAUGGGAAAAAUCCUUGCAGAAGGAAUUGGAGAAGUUCAAGAAAUCAUUGACAUGUGUGAUUUUGCUGUGGGUUUAAGCCGGCAAAUUAAUGGGUUGAUUAUUCCUUCAGAACGUCCAAAUCAUAUGAUGUUAGAGACGUGGAAUCCUCUGGGAGUAGUUGGUGUAAUUACAGCAUUUAACUUCCCAUGUGCUGUUCUUGGAUGGAAUGCCUGCAAUGCACUUGUAUGUGGCAACUGUGUUGUUUGGAAAGGUGCUCCAACAACUCCUUUGAUCACCAUAGCAAUAACAAAGCUAGUGGCUGCGGUUUUAGAGAAGAACAAGUUACCUGGGGCAAUUUUUACUGCCUUUUGCGGUGGUGCUGAAAUUGGCCAAGCAAUUGCGAAAGAUACACGAAUUCCUCUGGUUUCAUUUACUGGGAGUACAAAGGUGGGUUUAAUGGUGCAAAAAACAGUAAAUGAGAGAUUUGGUAAAUGUUUGCUUGAAUUAAGUGGAAACAAUGCUAUAAUUGUCAUGGAUGAUGCUGACAUCAAGCUAGCUGUUCGUUCCAUUCUAUUUGCCGCUGUUGGCACAGCAGGCCAGCGCUGCACAACUUGCCGUAGGCUGAUUCUUCAUGAAAGUAUAUAUCAAACAGUGUUGGAUCAACUAGUUGAGCUCUACAAACAAGUUAAGGUGGGAGAUCCGUUGGAAAAAGGUACCUUGCUUGGGCCAUUGCAUACUCCCACGUCAAGGCAGAACUUUGAGAAAGGAAUAGAGAAAAUAAAAUCUCAGGGAGGGAAGAUCCUUACAGGUGGUACAGUUAUAGAGUCUGAGGGAAACUUUGUUCGGCCCACAAUAGUUGAGAUUUCUCCAAAAUCAAAUGUUGUUCAAGAAGAGCUGUUUGCACCUGUUCUGUAUGUCAUGAAAUUUAAGACUUUUGAAGAAGCUGUUGAAAUAAAUAAUUCGGUACCCCAAGGAUUAAGUAGUUCCAUUUUCACGCAGAAGCCUGAACUUAUUUUUAAAUGGUUAGGGCCACUUGGAAGUGACUGUGGUAUUGUCAAUGUAAAUAUUCCCACAAAUGGGGCUGAGAUUGGUGGUGCUUUUGGUGGUGAAAAGGCUACAGGUGGUGGCCGUGAAGCAGGAAGUGACUCUUGGAAGCAAUACAUGCGACGAUCAACUUGCACAAUCAAUUAUGGAAAUGAAUUACCACUGGCCCAAGGAAUCAAUUUUGGCUAGUCUGAACCCUUAUCCGGCAAGUGUGCUAACUUUUCUGUUGUGACAUAAGCAGCAAACUGCAGAGAAGCUGGUAAGGUUCCAGUAACUGCAAACUGCAGCAAAAUAACAGCAAAGAAAGAUCAAGCAAAUUCAUUCUUCUUACUCUUUCACCUUGUCAAAGUUGUUCCAUGAAUGUUGCCAUUCACUGCACGAAGAGGAAAUUGUUCUUUCUUCAAUCACUGAUGUAAAGAAAGUUUACUAUAAAGCAACAGGCUGGAUUUUCCUUUA
Mangifera indica (mango) is the source of this 1947-nucleotide messenger RNA. RefSeq names its product aldehyde dehydrogenase family 7 member B4-like. Bases 154 to 1680 code for a protein of 508 amino acids. NCBI's taxonomy places the organism in Eukaryota, Viridiplantae, Streptophyta, Magnoliopsida, Sapindales, Anacardiaceae. The transcript is spliced from 15 exons. The record is from RefSeq and is a predicted model, not a curated record. Gene Ontology annotation, molecular function: aldehyde dehydrogenase (NAD+) activity.